CUAAAAACGGUAUACCGGUCGAUAAUUUACACCAUCAUUUUGGCGCCGACCGUGGGACCCGAACAAAAAGCUCCAUUUUUGUUCGGCCAUCUUGCACAACCUAAAGAGUCAUAGUUGCAAAAAAAAGUAAAGGGAGACAGGCUUUGGAGUGUCAAAAAGAAAGAGGGAGAAAUUGCUAAAUUAUUGCUUUUGGAACACUGAACAUGUGUUUUGGUUCUGGAGGUUUGCAAAAAAAAGAGGCUAAAGAAAGAAAAGCUUAGCAAUUGAAGCCAAUGCGGUUGGAGCGGGCUAGAGUUGCUGCCCCCAUAAGAUCUCCCAGAAGUCGCCGCAACCUUCUCUCUCACAACUGGCGUAUAUCGCUGAAGCUGCCCUAGUCUCUCACCACCGCCGGAGCUAAGCGACCAUUACCUUUCCAAUUGGUUUUACAUUUGUCUGGGCCGAACUCUUUCCAGAUCUAGGACUGCAAAUCUACAAUAAUGAGGAGGAAAUUGGCCGAGAUUCCAUCUCUGUUCACGGCCGGCCAAGUUGNCCGCCGACCCGGAACGAUUCCGUGCCGUCAUCUCCGCUUACUACCGCGGCGCCUUCGACGCCCUCGUCAUCUAUGUCGUCCACUCUUUGUGCUGAGAUGUUCUCGCCGCUGCCCAAUUUCGCAGCCGUUGUUGCCGAGACUGGAUGGAAAAGUUGCCGGUCAUCUCCGGACUAACUCACCAUUGCUCCCACAUAUGGUUAGAGUUUCCAUACGGCUAAAAACUGCAAGGGAGCUAAUGAGUGACCACCAAAUUGCCGGAGUGGUUACCGCGGCUAAAGCUCUGGACUAAGCAACCUGUGACCAUCAUUGAAAUUGAAAUCUACCACUGCCCCUAUAAAACCAGCCGCCAUGUGCCGAGGAGUGAUCAUCUCAAUUACGCCGCUGAAGCCCUCCAUCACAAGCAACCGAAUUCCGUCGCAAAGUGGCGGCGGCCAAAUUCCAAUUAAAGUGAUGGUAAUGAAUUACAACAUUGAUGCCACUACGGGGAUGUGCCACCAUCACAUCUACACUUUCACUGCCAACACAUGCGGAGCCAAAGAGGUACAUGCCAAUGAAGAAUUGAAGAUUUGACAGAGUAAAGAUAGGCACCACGUGAAGAAUACAAUGAGCAAAGUCGUGGAUGGUGGGGUCCAUUCCCACUACAUUUUGAAAUACUCCAAUUGAAAAAAUCAAGGAAAUGUGUCCAU
Molecule: messenger RNA, 1215 nt
Organism: Cuscuta campestris
Lineage: Eukaryota; Viridiplantae; Streptophyta; Magnoliopsida; Solanales; Convolvulaceae
Source: the annotation of a GenBank genome assembly